Paramecium tetraurelia is the source of this 1332-nucleotide messenger RNA. RefSeq lists its product as uncharacterized. Lineage: Eukaryota; Ciliophora; Oligohymenophorea; Peniculida; Parameciidae. The record is from RefSeq and is a predicted model, not a curated record. The transcript is spliced from 5 exons.
AUGAGCGCAUUCAAGAGCUGUCCUUCUUGGUAAGAUUUUAACCUAUAAUUCAGUUUGGAACAAGUGUUGUCCACCAACUUCUUGCUCCAUUCACUUUAUUGCGAAAGAAAUAUUGUCCAAUGUGAAUUAUGCGAUCAACGUAUAGAUCUAAAUGAGAAAGAGGACCACAUGAUUUUACAUAAAAAAAAAGCAUGUCCAUACUGUCAAGAAAACUACGAAUAGCAGAUAUUGGAGAAGCAUUAGAUCAAUUGUCCCAAUAAGCCAUUAUUGUGCUGCUAUUGUGAUUUGAUGGUAAACCAAUUAGAAAUGGUGUAACAUCAAGUCAAAUGUGGUGCUAGAACUGAAUAAUGUCCUCUUUGUAAAAAGCACAUUCAAAAGAAAGAAUAUGAUAUUCAUGUAUCUAUUUGUUAAUUGCCAUCUCCAUCUUCUCCUAAAAGAGCAAGACUACAACAAGUUCUUUGUGAUAGCUCAGAUGAUAAUUCAGUUCAAGAAGUCAAAUAGAAUCCUUAAAACAGGCGUCCACUUAAGAAGGAACCCAAAAGUUAUGCUCUAAAGUAGAAAAAAGAACAGAAGGAUUAAAAGCAGCAAUUCUAGAAGCCUUUCCUAGAUGAUGAUGAAGAUGAAGAGCUUCAAAAGGCAUUAUAUUUGUGCGUAAGAUUUAAAGCAUUGCAUCAGCAUAGGCAUCUCUCUCAUCCAAUCUAUCACACACCUAAAUCUCAAUUGCAACGCAGUUUCAGUUUGCCUAAAUUCUUUGUCUUUAAUCCCAGGAAGCAAUUCCAUGGCAUCCCUCAAAAAAUGAGAAGGAAAAGUUGUGAUUGUAAAGAAUGCGGGCAAAUGACUAACUUUCAAUAUAGAAAUAUGAAUGUCCCAUUUGUUCUUAAACCCUUUAGAAUCAGAAGACAACCAUCUCUAAAAACUAAUCGAUUAUUGACUGCAUAAAAUACAAAAAAACUCUUUCGCAAAUUCUCUGCUUCCAAAUAAGACACUCUGGUUUGUACAUCUUCUUCUCAAUUAAUCCUCACUUCUCUCCGUAGAGCUUCAGCAAGAACCACUGAAAAACUUAUUGAAGAUACUCAAGUUCGAAUACUUGAACCUCCUAAAUCUUGCAAAAGUCAUUUAUUAUAAAAUACUAACAAACCAGAAAUGACAAAGAUAACUUUAUAAAUCCCAAAAUCUUUAAGAAUUAUCAAAACUCAACCCUCAGAGCACUCAAAAAUCAAACUACCUCAAAACCUAAGAAGCUUGUAACAAAUUUACAACAGAAACUUUCUUUGUACAUACUUAACUAAAUAUAAGAAAUCUAAAACCUAAAUCAAUUUAUCAAAGUAUUGA